Messenger RNA from Brenthis ino (lesser marbled fritillary), 1773 nucleotides. The record is from the annotation of a GenBank genome assembly. NCBI's taxonomy places the organism in Eukaryota, Metazoa, Arthropoda, Insecta, Lepidoptera, Nymphalidae.
AUGAAGUCCAAAUCAAUUGAAUUGCAAAGAGAAUCUUCUGAAAAGACAAAUCAAAAUAAAACAUAUGACUUUGUGAACUUUUAUAAACCAUGUAACGUUAAGUUAAUAGAGAAAAGAAAAUCAGAUGAUAGUAGCAGCAAAGAAAAUGAAAAUUUACUUAAAACAAAAGAGGUUGUUAAAAGAGAACAUUCACCAAAUAAAAAAAAGAAAAAGUUUAAAAAUGAUAAUUGUAAUGUGGAGGAAGGCUGCGAGCCCCAUGGUUCAAAAAAUUCAAAUGAUCCUAAUAUAACUUCUACUCCAAAUGCUCAUGGAAAAAAAGAUAUAAAUGCAAAUGUAAAAUCAAUAAUGAAAAUCACAUCUGUAGCAGAUAAUUCUUUUGAUAUAUCAACAAUUAGUACACCCAAUACUAAACCAAAAAAAAGAAAUAAGUCAGUGAGCUUCCUGCUUGAGGAAUCUAAAGAUGUUAUUGUAAAAAGGUCCAAAUCAGAACAAUCUGUUUCAGAUAAUAGUAAAUCACAGUUAAAAUCUACCAUAAAAAAUAAAAAACAAAAAAAGAAAGUCCUCGAUGGAAAUGAAAGUCAAGGUAUUGCUAACCUCUCCGACAUUGAUAUUGAUAACUCUGAUAGAAAUGAAACGAAUUCUUUAAAAAUAAAAAAUAAAGCAACAUCAAAAACCUCUGAAGAAAUAAACAUUGAGUUAACUGAAAAAGAGACUAAAAGAGAGAAAAAGAGAUACAAGAAGCAGAAAAAAUCAGUUGCAGCUGAAAUUACAACUGAUAUGGAAAAUGAUAAUAAACCGAAUGUUGAAGGUCAAAUUAAAGUUAAAAAGCUAAAAAAGAAUAAACUUCAAUCCAGCCAGUCUACACAAGCUGAAAGUAUAGAAUCUGAUGAUAAAUCAGAUUCUAAAUCUAGUAAAAAAGAACUAAAACCAGAAGUUAUUGCUCAAGAUUUGCAGAAUCUGAACAUUGGUGACAAUCCACAUACAUUAACAAAUCUUCUUGAUGAAAUGGCAGUUGUAGAUAAAAAUAAAAAGAAAAAGGAUAAAAAGAAAUUUAAAAAAAGUAGUCCCAAAAAUGGUGUUAAUUCGUCUAAUAAUAAUAAUAAAUCUAAAACAGGAACUACUAAUGAAGAACAAGAGUCUAAUGAAGAGAAGGAAAAGGUAAAAUGGAUGAAACGAAAGUGGAACAAGGAUAAGAAAGGAGCUGUUAAUGAUGAAAAACUGUUGACAUCUAUUAUUGUUGAAAAUCUGCCCCUCAAAAUUAUGUGCAACUACAAAAAGCUAUUAACAGAUCACUUUGUUAAAUUUGGGAUAAUAAAACAAGUAGGAGUGGCAGAGUUAUACUCUAUUGAAGAUCCUGAAGUGUUCACUACUACAAUUAAUUUUUACAGUGAAGAUGCUGCAAAAAAGUCAUUAGAAGAAGACAACACACUAUUUGAAGGCAAUCGCAUUCGCAUUAAGAGACCAAUGCCUCCAACACAAACUACACUAGUGGUCCGGUCGUAUUCUGAUUUAUCUGAACCAGCACUAAGCUCAGUAUUCACAAGUGCAGGAAAAAUAAGGAAUGUAAGACGCUUAGUUAAAGGAAAGAAAUCUAUGUCGACUGCAUUUGUAGAAUUUGAUGGCCCAGAAGCUGUGAAACGGGCGAUUAAAAUGGCUGAAGAUGUAAAAAUUGGUGGUAAAAAGAUUUUCGUCGCUAAGUUUGAAAUACGUAAUAAAAGUAAAAAGCAGAAAAAGGAAAGUGAAAAUGAAGAAAACACUGAGGAUUCAGAGGAA